AGGAGGAGUAUGAACCCACCACCGACGGCGGCGACCACACGGGGGGUGACGGCGUCGGGGAGGCUGACGGCAGCGGCAACCCGGCUGCUAAGAAGAAGAAGAAGCCGCGGAAGGAUCGGAAGCCGACGGUGCUCGCCAACACCACCAGCGAGAUCACAUUGGUCUCCGAAAGUGGGCAACCACAGGAGCCGGAGGCUGUUGCCGCUGGGUACGGCAUGCAACUCGGGUGCAUUGUCCGGGAAAGCAUGUCGAUCAACACGGUGAAAAUCCGAGGUGAAGGCAAUGAGCAUUUGGUCGAGCUCUGCCUUCAGAAGCUUCACCGACGGUACAAGUUCCCGGCGCCAUACAAUAACUUGGAAAGAUCCAACCCGGUGAAUAAAUUGGCCAUCACGAAGAUGAGCAACGCCCUGAGCAGGUGGAAAAGCCGGGUGAAGGCCAAGAUCGACAAAGGUGAAAGCUUUGAGAGUAUUAAGAAGGGUGAGCCGAUGCUCGAUGAAGCAGAGUUCCAGAUAUUCAAGGAGCGGCUGGAUAGCGACGAUGCGAAAGCAUGGACGGAGUGGGGUAGACAAAUGCAUGAGCUCAACUUAGGAGCACAUCACCUUGGAAGCGGCGGUUAUAGAGGAAAGAUUCCCAUUUGGGAAAAGGAGGACGAAGAACUUGCACGUGCUGGGAAACCGAACCCAUGGUUGAAAAUUACGGACCUGCAGGUGAGGUACUUUGUCCGGGCCCGCUACACUCUGGACAGGAAUACAAUGGAAUUCGUUACCGAGCAUAAGGACGUGAGGAAGUUCGAGGAAAAGCUGGUAAGGGAAUUUACUCGCGCGGUCCAUUGCUGCACAUAUUACAUAUAUGACGUGAAUGCAAUGCCCUAAAUGUGUUCACCCUAUCCUUGUCUGCAGAACGAGCAGUUGGCGAAGGCCGAUCUCCCCGAGGCCGAAUCGUCGUCCCAGGGCUCGACGGAGCCGUGGGACACGCCUUUCAACAGGGCGUUGAAUAUCCUCAAGGAGAGGCCAGUAUCCAAGCCGCCGACGUCGGCUGGACGUGUCUGCGGCUUUGGUACAAGCAUGAAGUUUCGCGAGUACUACAAAGAGGAAAACAGCAAGAAGAGAAGGAGGAGCGCGAUGUCAGAAGAGGAUAAAGCCGAGGUGGAAGAGCUGAGGAAGAAGGUCUCCAUGCUCGAGGAAAAACAGGCAAACUCGAUGGACAAAGAUGAGGUGGACAAGCUUUUCGAGAAGAAGCUCCGCGAUUUCCUGCCCCCUCAGGUCAUCGAGGGGAUAGCUGCGUGGAAUGCGGCCGGUCAGGUGGGGUCGAUAAAAGUGCCUAGCGCCGGGGCCAGCAACUCGAUCUUCAACGCGUCGCCAUCUCCGGAUCUGGUUACCCCGCCGCCCACCAUCGCCGCGGGGCAGCCGAUGGAGUUGGAUGAACCGGUGCCCCCCGCUGAUCCUGCCGAGGCUACCAAGGCGCAGCCGGCGGCGGCGGUGCUUCAUAAUGCACCCGAGCCCCCGAAGAUUGAUAGGCCGGCCGCCACUGUCUCCACAUUAGCACAGCUCAACGCCAUCACCAAGGUACUUAACUAAUUAGUUAUUCCAUGCCAUCUCCUUCAUGCGUUUUGAUACCCGGCUAUCUAAUUAAUGAUGCCCAACAUUACUCAGGACACUCCUUGCGUGCUCCUUCACUGCGCGCCCGGCGGCGAGUUGAAGGAUGUUGCCACGGGAAUGAUCAUACAACCGAAGAGCACCACGUUGCACACCGUGGCUAUGGACGCCAACGUCCUGAAGGUCACUUUGGGUCGGGUGUUGCCGGGGUGCGAAGACAUGGACCCCCCAAUACAGCCCGAGGGAGCCGACGAGCACCUGACGCUUGAGAACUGCCAUGGCUAUACCAUGGUAUGGCCAAAGACCCAGAUCCGUCUUGGGGGUCGCUCCACCGGCGCCUCCUCGAUCAUCCGGCAGCCGAUCGUCCGGCCGCCUGCUCGGAGGGCAGCUCCUCCCGUCGUCACCGCCACAACAAGCCGCCACAAGAAACUGCUGGGAGAGUCUCUGCCUCAACCGCCACCGGCGGAGCCUAAAGGCAAGGCCGCUGCACCGCUAUCGCCCAUCCCAUCACCCAAUGAAGAUGACAUCGAUGAUGAUGGGCCGGUAGACGUCGAUGCCUACCUCAACACCGGCGCCGACAUAGAUGAUUUGUACAUGGCGGGCGCGGAUGAAGAAGCAUACCGCGUUCGCGACGAACCAGCUGGCCCACCCAAGGCAACCAAACAGCGCCUGGUGUUCCGCGGCUUCUCUCAAGAGACGCCUCCGGCAGCCGAUACACAAGAGCCAACCGCCGCAAACAUCUUCAGCCCCAAUACGCUGAUCAACAAGGUCAACGAGCAGUUUGAAGCGUCGGGGCCCGUUGCUCCGAAGAAGCCCCGUAAAAGACCUAGUAAGAACAAGGAGAAGUCUGCGAGCCAGCCACCUCCGACGAUCCGUCAUCGGGACUCCAUGGUACCUCCCAGCAAGGAUGGCUUGACCAGAAUGCAUGAAGCUGGCAAACCAAUACUGGGUCCGGAGCUGCUACACCUUGCUUCCGGAGCUAUGCUGCCUCUGCAGGACAGUAUCCUGGUCCUAGAGAGUAUCCUUCUUAAGGACAAAGAUCCAAAUUACCCGGUCUUCACGGUCAGGGUGCCAAGAGAUGUGGGCUUCGUCACUGAUGUCCCCGCGGAUAUAUUCUUUAUAGCGUACGAGGACAUCUUCAAGCUAUUCCACGCGAGAAGGCUGGACUAUAACUUGGUCCGCCUAUUCGCGCUCAAUCUGGCGAUGAAGAUCAAGAGAGAGAGUAUCCCGGACGUCGCGAUAGCGGAUCCUUACUACAUGCGUGAAAGCCAGUUGAACUUAUCAGCGGUGCGGGUACGGGCUUCGUUGUACCUACAGAAGUGCUUCUUGGACAACAAGAGGAAGGACAACAUCCUCUUGGCUUACUUUCCCGAAGACACGCACUGCGUACUCAUCUCCAUUGCCCCGAAGUUUUCUCUUGCCACCUAUUUCGACUCGGGGAGUGCGAAAAAGAAGAACUACGCCAGAAUAAGGGGUGUGCUAGAUGAUGCUCUCGAGGGCUACUUCAAAAAGGGAGGCGCCUUCAAAGAAAAGGCGGAAUGUUUCAGGGAUGAUGGUAAACACAAGUUCAAGCACGUGUUCGAGUUCCCCUGUGUCAAGCAGCCGGAAAACAGCACUCUGGACGCCUUCUAUGUCAUGCAUCACCUAAAAGGGUUUGUCCGGGAUAGCCAGAACUUGCGUUUACCAUCUGCUCUCCGAGGAUGGGCCAAAAAGUUGGCGCGGAUCAACGAUGAUGACCUCAGAGAAGACCUCCAGGAUACCAGGGUCAAGUUAUCACAUAUCAUCACUCAAGACGUCACCACAGGGGGAGGGCCCUUGCACCAGGGUAGAGCGUUAUGCAAGAGGGACAUCGAGCAACGCCUCAAAGCGCAGGGUGACACGAGGACGUGGAUUACAAAAGAUCUGUACAAGCCGUUCCCGGAGCCCUGCGAGCCUUGA
This is a messenger RNA of Lolium perenne, 3533 nucleotides long. NCBI's taxonomy places the organism in Eukaryota, Viridiplantae, Streptophyta, Magnoliopsida, Poales, Poaceae. The record is from RefSeq and is a predicted model, not a curated record.